AUGGUUUCUCCCAUUCUGGGUAAAACCCUCCCUCAUUCCAGGAAGAUCCAUCAGAGAUCAGACUCACCUGAACCCAGCUGUGUUUCCUUGAAGAGUGACGGUUCAAAACACUUCUUUUUAGACUUUAAAGGACAAAUUUCCCCUGAUGAUCAGAGGAUCCAUCAGAGAUCAGACUCACCUGAACCCAGCUGUGUUUCCUUGAAGAGUGACGGUUCAAAACACUUCUUUUUAGACUUUAAAGGACAAAUUUCCCCUGAUGAUCAGAGAGUGAAGCAGCAGAGUUUAAAUGUUCUCAGUGAUCAGUCUGUUCAUCAGCAUCAAACACAGCAGGACUCCAUAUUUAAGCUGCUGGAGGACAACAUUGUCACUUUUGUGAAGAAGGAGCUGAAGAAGAUUCAGAGAGAUCUGAGUCCAGAUUACCCAGAAUGCUUAGAGAGUCAGAGGGAGGAUGAGGAGUUGUUGGAGGGUGAGGAUGAAGAGCAGAGGAGGAGCAGCAGAGAGGCAUUUGUGAAGAUCACACUGAACUUCCUGAGGAGAAUGAAGCAGGAGGAGCUGGCUGAUCGUCUGGAGAGAAAACAUGUUGCUGCAGUUUGUCAACGUGGACUUAAAUCUAGUCUGAAGGAGAAGUUCCAGUGUGUGUUUGAGGGGAUUGCUAAAGCAGGAAACUCAACUCUUCUGAAUGAGAUCUACACAGAGCUCUACAUCACAGAGGGAGAGACUGCAGAGGUCAAUCAUGAACAUGAGGUCAGACAGAUUGAAACAGCAUCCAGGAAACUAGAUAGACCAAAAACAACCAUCAGACCAGGAGACAUCUUUAAAGCCUCACCUGGAAGACAUGGAUCAAUCAGAAGAGUGAUGACAAAGGGAGUGGCUGGCAUUGGGAAAACAGUCUUAACACAGAAGUUCACUCUGGACUGGGCUGAAGACAAAGCCAACCAGGACAUCCACUUCACAUUUCCAUUGACUUUCAGAGAGCUGAAUGUGUUGAAAGAGAGAAAGUUCAGUUUGGUGGAACUUGUUCAUCACUUCUUCACUGAAACCAAAGAAGCAGGAAUCUGCAGGUUUGAAGAGUUCCAGGUUGUGUUCAUCUUUGACGGUCUGGAUGAGUGUCGACUUCCUCUGGACUUCCACAACAAUAAGAUCCUGACUGAUGUUACAGAGUCCACCUCAGUGGAUGUGCUGCUGACAAACCUCAUCAGGGGGAAACUGCUUCCCUCUGCUCACCUCUGGAUAACCACACGACCUGCAGCAGCCAAUCAGAUCCCUCCUGAGUGUGUUGACAUGGUGACAGAGGUCAGAGGGUUCAAUGACCCCCAGAAGGAGGAGUACUUCAGGAAGAGGUUCAAAAAAAAGAAGGCUAAAAAGAUUAUCUCCCACAUCAAGACAUCGCAAAGCCUCCACAUCAUGUGUCACAUCCCAGUCUUUUGCUGGAUCUCUGCUACAGUUCUGGAGGAUGUGUUGAAAACCAGAGAGGGAGGAGAGCUGCCCAAGACCCUGACUGAGAUGUACAUCCACUUCCUGGUGGUUCAGACCAAAGUGAAGAAGGUCAAGUAUGAUGGAGGAUCUGAGACAGAUCCACACUGGAGUCCAGAGACCAGGAAGAUGAUUGAGUCUCUGGGAAAACUGGCUUUUGAUCAGCUGCUGAAAGGAAACCUGAUCUUCUAUGAAUCAGACCUGACAGAGUGUGGCAUCGAUAUCAGAGCAGCCUCAGUGUACUCAGGAGUGUUGACACAGAUCUUUAAAGAGGAGAGAGGACUGUAUCAGGACAAGGUUUUCAGCUUCGUCCAUCUGAGUGUUCAGGAGUUUCUGGCUGCUCUACAUGUUCAUCAGACCUUCAUCAACUCGUCUGUCAAUCUGAUGGAAGAACAACAAACUACUUCCUGGAAGUCUAACAUGUUUAACAAACUAAAUCUAACACAUCUCCACCAGAGUGCUGUGAACAAAGCCUUACAGAGUCCAAAUGGACACCUGGACUUGUUCCUCCGCUUCCUCCUAGGUCUUUCACUGGAGACCAACCAGACUCUUCUACGAGGCCUGAUGAAACAGACAAAAAGCUCAAAGACUGAGGAAACAGUCCAGUUCAUCAAGAAGAAGAUCAGUGAGGAUCUGUCUGUAGAGAGAAAUAUCAACUUGUUCCACUGUCUGAAUGAAGUAAAUGAUCGUUCUCUAGUGGAGGAGAUCCAACAGUCCCUGAAAUCAGGACGUCUCUCCACUGAUAAACUGUCUCCUGCUCAGUGGUCAGCUCUGGUCUUCAUCUUACUGUCAUCAGAAAAUAAUCUGGAUGAGUUUGACCUGAAGAAAUACUUUCCUUCAGAGAAAUCUCUUCUGAGGCUGCUGCCAGUGGUCAAAGCCUCCAAGAAAGCUCUACUCAGUGACUGUAAACUCUCAAAAAGAAGCUGUGAAGCUCUGUCCUCAGUUCUCAGCUCCCAGUCCUCUAAUCUGACAGAACUGGACCUGAGUAACAACGACCUGCAGGAUUCAGGAGUGAAGCAGCUGUGCACUGGACUGAAGAGUCCAGACUGUAAACUGGAGACUCUGAGACUGAUUGGUUGCAGUUUAUUAGAGAUCAGCUGUGAUUCUCUGGGUUCAGCUCUGAAGUCCAACCCCUCCCAUCUGAAACAUCUGGAUCUGAGUGAAAACAACAACCUGAAGGAUCCAGGAGUGAAACAUCUUUGUGUUUUUCUGAAGAGUCCAGACUGUAGACUGGAGACUCUGAGUUUGAUUGGCUGCAGUUUGUCAAAGAUCAGCUGUGAUUCUCUGGUCUCAGCUCUGAAGUCCAACCCCUCCCAUCUGAAACAUCUGGACCUGAGUUACAACAACCUGAAGGAAUCAAAUGUGGUGAUAGGCCUCCCUUACCUCUGGGUGAGGAGGACUUCCUUCAAGUCACUGUCUGACCCGGAGCAUUGA
Molecule: messenger RNA, 2907 nt
Organism: Mugil cephalus (flathead mullet)
Lineage: Eukaryota; Metazoa; Chordata; Actinopteri; Mugiliformes; Mugilidae
Product: NACHT, LRR and PYD domains-containing protein 4-like
Exons: 11
Coding region: 1-2907 (968 amino acids)
Molecular function (GO): protein binding
Source: RefSeq, a predicted model, not a curated record